Gasterosteus aculeatus aculeatus (three-spined stickleback) is the source of this 1039-nucleotide messenger RNA. RefSeq names its product thyrotropin subunit beta-like. The record is from RefSeq and is a predicted model, not a curated record. NCBI's taxonomy places the organism in Eukaryota, Metazoa, Chordata, Actinopteri, Perciformes, Gasterosteidae. Gene Ontology annotation, cellular component: cytoplasm; extracellular region. Gene Ontology annotation, molecular function: hormone activity. Gene Ontology annotation, biological process: G protein-coupled receptor signaling pathway.
AUACAUACUCUCUGUAUCAGUGUGUUUUGAGAGUACUGUGACCUCUAAAGAUUGUUGCUGCCAUGUGAUUACUGGAAUGGUGUUUGAAGUCUACUGGGGCGGUCGGGGUGGAUAAAAGAGGAUGGACUCCCUUGAUCUUUCCAUACAUUCACAAAGAAGAGGAACUGUGUCGACACAACGAGAGGACGAAUCCAGACUGAAAGAUCACUCAUUAAAAAAAACAAAAACAGAAUAUAGAUUUGUGGAUAUCUUAAAUAAUAAUUUCCUUCCCACUUAAAUGAAUACUGUUGUCCUCGGACAUCUCUGCAAUUUCGUGAAGUACAGGGGGUCAUAUGUGAAGAGUGUCCGCCUCACUGUCCGCCAUACUGCCAGUAUGCCUCUGUUAGUGUUGAAGUGCAUGCUGCUGUGUGCACUGAUGCACAGGGCGGCGUGCGCCUGUAUGCUGAGCAAUCACACCUUAUGGAUUGAGAGUCGCGACUGUGCCCAGUGUGUGGCCAUCAACACUACCAUCUGCAAAGGCUACUGUUACACAAAGGACACCAACUUGAAGGGACGUUUCGGGAGGGACUUCAUGAUCCAGCGCAGCUGUGUGCCUCUCUCCCUGGUGUACCGAGCCGUCCAUUUGCCCGGCUGCCCUCCGGGUGUCAACCCGCAGGUGUAUUACCCCGCUGCCCACCGCUGCCUCUGCAAGCGCUGCGACACGCGCACGCACCACUGCGUGCGCACCAGCCGCGUCUCCACCGAGGGAUGCUCCGCGACCCUCGACGGUGUGAAGAGCCAGACGCAGCCCUCCGUGGCAACCCAGCAAUAUGUUAACACAGGCGAUGCUGCUUGACACAUGCCACGGCCGAUGGACCAGAAGGGCUUGUUGUUGUUAUUGCUGUUGUGCGUCUGAGUGUUUUUCUUUUCUUUCUAGUUAGGUAUAAUGUCACAGCUCAAUAAAACCCCAUGUUGAACAUGCAUUGUAAUUUCACUGUGAUAAUUGCAUACAUUAAAGAAAUUAGAAUAAUUGUAGGCUAUGGAAAUAAAUAAUGCCUGA